Molecule: messenger RNA, 2029 nt
Organism: Aspergillus pseudonomiae
Lineage: Eukaryota; Fungi; Ascomycota; Eurotiomycetes; Eurotiales; Aspergillaceae
Product: Zn(II)2Cys6 transcription factor domain-containing protein
Exons: 2
Coding region: 41-1735 (564 amino acids)
Biological process (GO): regulation of DNA-templated transcription
Molecular function (GO): DNA-binding transcription factor activity, RNA polymerase II-specific; zinc ion binding
Source: RefSeq, a predicted model, not a curated record
ACUCCGACAGCAUCAGAACACACCACAAUUAUUAUGCCAUAUGUACAAACCUGCGCCGCCUAGACCAAGAAAGACAAACAUCAUACGUUCGCGCAAUGGCUGUAAGAGCUGUCGCGAUCGAAGAACAAAGUGUGAUGAGCAGAAGCCAACAUGCGGAACCUGCGCAAGACUGGACAAGCGCUGUGAAUAUGUCCAGCCUGUGCUCAAAUUUCAGAACAUAACGGUGCAGGAUUCAAACAGAGUAUCAUCCUCGUAUGACACUCCAUCCACAGAGAGGCAAUGGUUGGCUGGCAACGAGAGGCUUGCUAUCCAAGCUACACAAGGUGGCCCCCGGAUAGGAAGCCAUGGAAUAACCAAAUCGUUGCAAGUAACAGAGAGAGAUAUCUUUUACACCACGUAUUGGGAGGAUAACUGCUUACCAGCCUUACACCCAAUGUUCCACUCUGCCACUCUGUUGACCGCUGAUCAUCCCAUCCUCAACGAUGCUAUCCUGGCUCUGUCCUCUUGCAACAUCAGCCGUCUCUAUAGUGAACGCAGAACAUCUUCCACCGGGCUGAUGGGGCCGUUGAGCCCCAGUCUCAUCCAUCAAACAAGAAGUCAUUUGUACUACUCGUCGGCGAUCAGGAGACUAGCCACAAUGAAAGCAUCCGACUAUCGCCACAAUGCCACAGUUGUAUUCAUUGUCCUUGUUCUAUUCGCCCACCUAGAAUCGGCAAUGGGCAAUUUUCAAGCCUUUUAUUGCCACGUGCAAGGGAUGAUGAGUUUUCUAGUUGACUGGCGUGAAGGAGCCGGAGAUGUAGCCAUCAAGCCCCUCCUCAGGUCAUGGAUGCAGACUCGGUACGUCGUGUGGUGGGCUCGUGCCUAUUUCAGCUCGUUGGAUAUACAUCAGCAGCUACCGUCGAUCCCCUUACCCAUCUCACUGAAAGAAGAACCCCGUACACUCCACGACCGACGUGUCAAGGUACUAAGCAUCAUGUGUGAAUCACAUCGGCUGAACUACAAGGCUGUGCUCCAGCAGUUCAAGAAUAUGAGGUCCGAAGAAGAGGCCAAACAUGAAAACAACCGGUGCUACGCUGAAUGCGCUUCCCUCCUAUGUCACGAGGCUACGAAGUUAGACGAGUGGCUGUUGCAUCUUCCGCCAUCUGAGCUACCAAUUUACAGACUCAAUGAUACGAGUAGCACGACAAUCCAUUUCCAAUCUCACGACGCAGCUCUCAACUACGCCUACUAUGUAGUAGCGCGUAUAAUGCAGUGUACUGGUCUCUUGCAAGAACUAUGCAAUCCGUCCACUUCAGGCUACGAAGGUGAAUGCUCCCAAACGGAGCUUUGGGCGCAGACCUUAGUACAGAUAGCGCAAGGUACAGAGAUGCGGACGUCUCUCACCAGAAACAGUUAUACAAUCGGGUUCUCGGGCUUACUACUGGCGGGGGUUCUUCGAUGCCAAAGUCUUUCUGUCGGCCUGGAGAUCCAAAACUGGUUACAAACGCUGCAGGAUCUGCAGCCAACUGAAGAAGGAGCUUUCCCAGUUUACCAGACUUUAAGUGUCGUCAAGGUCAUCAAUCAACAGAGGAUGGUUGGCCGAGACGUGUUUGCUGUCACGCAGCCGGUGGACGAUGGCGGUGGACACCCCAAGGUCACGGCCUACAAUAGCCAGUUUAUCAGCAGUCUCUUGUUUCACGGCAGAUGUCGGAUAAGGAACUGUCUCUUCGAGGAAUGCAUUACUCUGAAUGUUUAGAUCUAUAUCCAAGGUCGACAAUCAAUACCGCAGCUUCAGGCGAUUUUACACAACAAUUCUUCUACUCUCGAACAACACCAUGGCAAUACACAAGUCAAUCCAUGUGCAAGCGGAUGCAGAGGCUGACCAUGAAAGCCAUCUUUUUCCAACAUUGUGGGUCUUCGGCGUUGGUUACGGGGUUUUGAUGUCUUUCGAUAUAGAUUAGAAUUUAGCUGUAGUUACUUGGGUGUUCACAUCUAGCCGGCCCUGUUUUCAAAGUUUUUAGUUAAUACAACUGUUUUCAAUAUGAAUAAA